GGACUGAGGAAAGUGUUAAGCCAUAUGCCGCCUGCCGGGCUAUCGGCGAGAGGCUUGUCUACCUUGAUGGACCACGGACAACCGGAUGCUCGUCAUCGGAGCGAGCGUUUCCUACUCUACUCAGAGAAUGGCUCCUCACAUCCUCACAGUCCUAACACGGCCAACUCAUCGCCUCGGUAUCAGUACAACAGCAGAACCAAUAGUCAUACCACUAGUUACGGGUCCAUAUAUGGACGCACAUCUAGCAACAAUAUGUCUGAUAGCAGUGUUUCUGACACGCAUAGCGGUGGAACUGCGAGAACUGUCUCUCAGCAGACUAGUCCAUCUCAUGGCACACAUUCCUCCUCUCAGUCACGGCAGGAUAACAGCACCACUAUCUUCACAGCUCUCUUUGAUUACACAGCUCAGGGUGAAGAUGAGUUAUCCCUGCAAAGAGGAGAAACUGUUGAGGUUUUAUCCAAGGAUGCCAAAAUCUCAGGUGAUGAGGGAUGGUGGACCGGAAAAAUUCGUGGGAAAGUGGGAAUUUUUCCAGCAAACUUUGUUGCGGAAGCAGAGAGCAUUGAUCGAGUUUCGUCGGUGAUCGAUAAAGUGCAGCCGAUUGAGAUCGACUUUGACGAGUUGCAAUUGGAAGAAGUUAUAGGAGUUGGAGGAUUCGGAAAAGUGUACAGGGGUUUUUGGAAUAAACGCGAGGUAGCUGUGAAGGCUGCGCGUCAAGACGCUGGCGAGGAACCUAGUGUAACGUUAGAGAAUGUACGACAGGAAGCGAAACUUUUCUGGUUGUUGAAACACGAAAAUAUUGUACAAUUAGAGGGAGUGUGUUUGAAAAUGCCCAACAUGUGUCUCGUGAUGGAGUACGCUCGUGGUGGCAGUCUUAACAGAGUUCUCAGCGGCAGGAAGAUAAGGCCUGAUGUAUUAGUUGAUUGGGCGAUACAAAUCGCGAGAGGCAUGGAUUAUCUUCACAACAAAGCUCCCAUAAGUCUUAUCCACAGGGAUCUAAAAAGUUCUAACGUAUUGCUAAGCGAGCCGAUUGAGAAUGACGACUUUCAAUACAAAACUCUGAAGAUCACGGAUUUUGGUUUGGCGAGAGAAGUUUACAAAACGACUCGUAUGUCUGCGGCAGGCACGUAUGCGUGGAUGGCACCAGAAGUUAUUAAAAAGAGUACUUUCAGCAAAGCGAGUGAUGUAUGGAGCUACGGUGUGCUACUGUGGGAACUAUUGACUGGAGAAACACCAUACAAAGGUAUUGAUGCUCUGGCUGUAGCGUACGGUGUUGCCGUCAAUAAGCUUACUCUACCUAUCCCAUCUACCUGUCCUCAACCAUGGAGAGUUCUCAUGGAAGCAUGCUGGGCAUCUGACAGUCACGCUCGACCAGGAUUCACGGAUAUUCUAAUAGCUUUGGAUGAGGUGCGCAGCGCAUUCGCGGCAACGCCACACGAAUCUUUUCAUACGAUGCAGGAAGACUGGAGGCAGGAGAUCGAACAAGUUCUACAUGGAUUGCGCAUGAAGGAAAAGGAGCUGCGCUGUAGAGAAGAAGAACUGACGAAGGCACAAGUGCAACAGAGACAGCACGAGGAAAAUUUGAGACAGCGGGAACAGGAAUUAGCCGCGCGCGAGAUAGCUAUCUUGGAGAGGGAACUCACCGUGAUGAUCAUUCAACAGCAAAACACGCCUACGCCUAACAAAAGACGUGGCAAGUUUAAGAAGUCACGAUUAAAAUUAAAUAAAAAGGAACCUGGAAGCAACAUUAGUGCUCCUUCGGAUUUUCGUCACACUAUCACCGUUCAGGAUACGGCUUUAGCUGCAAGCAAAGUAAGAAAUCCAUCGAGACCGAACAGUCCGCCAGGUUCACCCAGCAUUCCAAGGCUUAGAGCGAUCGCAUUACCAGCGGACGGAGUAAAGGGUAAGACUUGGGGACCGUCGACGCUUCAUCAACGUGAGCGCGGGGCUAUUAUCACCCAACCGCCGAACCCCGCUUCCCCUGGCGGCAAACGCUGGUCCCGUUCCGCGCCAGAUCUCGAAAAGACACCUCUGCGUACAGCCCUGUUGGCGAGCGCGCACCGCUCCCCGCUUCUGCAGGAAAUAGGCCUCUCUGAGGAAAGCAUCUACCACACCCAUUAUACAGCAUUACCGCCUGAUCUAUCGUCGGCUGACUGGGUAACGUCAGAAUAUCCGCUGAAGCCCGGACUGACUGGACCCUACAUCAUGCCGAUGCCUGUGCCUAUGCCUACCCUCUACAACGGCGAGGCGAAGAAACCAAAGCUAAGCAUAGUCGAGCUGGUCCUGUACAACAUCGCGGCGAUGUUGGCCGGCGUGGCUACUGGCUACGACGUAAGAAUGUCGAACAUAUCUCCGAUACAUCCGCGCCUAUACCCAAGGCUGAACGAGUGCGAUGAAGAUGGCCAGUCGAGGUGGUGGUUUCAAGCGGACACCGGGUCGAAUCGCAACUCCUACCUCGGCGAUUACGAGUUCAGCUCGAGCAGCGGCUAUCCGCACAACACUUACCACGGACGGGCACACCAUUACAGGCCGUUCCUGAGUAACAUGGGUGGCAUAGCGCCUGGCCUUUCAUCCGCAGCGAUACCGGACAAGCCAUUACGCUUUACGGAUUCCCCGCAGCAUUACACAAACAGCACAACGGGCUCAAACGCCCCGACGCCGAGCCCAAGGAGGAAGAGUAGUAGCAGUACCAGCAACGAGGACGCGUACUCGCACGACGCGGCCCGCGUCGAUCGUAUGGAGAGGAUGCCGACGGUAUACAUGGGUAACGUCGCCCCGUUCCCAGAUUACGCGCCGCCGAUGUACACCGUCGUACCGCCGGAGUACUAUCGGCCCCCCGAACCAACGUACUUCAUACCUACGGAAUAUCACGACCGGAUGCUCGAAUGCCCCGAGUUCCCACACGCGUACGACAAUCCAAGCAGUAUGAACAGCCCGGCCAGGCCGGUGUCCAGGCUUCUGCCCUACACACAUCACCGUACCUCAUCGAAUGUCUCGAACGCCAGUACGUCGAGCCAAAGCAACGUUAAUCCGACGUUCCGGCUGGAGGAUGAAGAUGAUUACAGCGUAUACAUGCCAAUAUCGUAUUACCAGCGAUCCUCGAAUGUUAUUUCCAACUUGGCAACGACGUACGGUGCGAACAUACUCAAUCACGAGUAUGGCUCGCCGUUGCUGACCCGCCAGAACUCGCACGACUCCAACUCAAACUCCGGCGAGCGGCCGAGCAAUCUAGAGGUGGUCACGCGUCUGCGCUCGAGUCUGAAACGAUCCAGUUACAAUCCGUAUAACUCGCCGAGUAAGAGCGUGAGCAAAAAUAAUUCCGGCUCGGGCACACCGACGAAUCCGACACCACCAGACUCACUCACGUCCGAGGACUCGAGCUACGUCUCCGCGAAGGAUAGUCAGAUUAGUCGAGUACGCUUUUCGCCUGUGACAUUCGAUCGUGAAGGCGUGCCGGCACGCGACGUUCAUAGAGAGACGUUGCUGGAUAUUCCGGUUCAUGGUCAGAGCCAGGACGCCACGGUGCCGCUACAGGCCAACCGACGAGUCAAUCGGAGUAGGAAGCCAAGUAUCUCGGAGCUUGAAAGGGAAUUCUUGUCAUAGCACUGGCUUAUUUAAGGUCACACGGCUCUCCUUCGUGUAGAACCAGCUAGACCGAGCGGGUUCGUCGAUAUUUUAUCUAUUUAUGGAUUUUUAGCGAACGGUAAUCCUAGAACCGAUCUCUUUACGCCUCCGAUUAUACAGUCGUGAUUAUGAAAUCUUACGAUUGUUGAUCGGAAGAAUUGUACGUUAUCGAAGCACUGCCUCUCGCGGACGAUUUUCAAUAGUAGCGGUACACUAACACAAGUCUGGGAAUCAACAUUCCAUACAACAUACAUAGAAUUCAGUGAAAUUUACGUAACGUGUAGCGUAAUACGUGAUUGAACGAAUUUUUAAUUUGAUAACGUAAUGGUAUUUGACAUACGCGUCGCGUGUUGAAAUACUAACAUGUAUAUCACGAGCGAAGAAUGCGAUGCAAUGUGGUAUACGUUCAAAUUGCAUAUUACUCCGAGAAUAAAUAUAAAUACUUUUUUGAAGAAUACAAAGUAUAUCUUACAACUUCAACCGUUAAUGACAGAGUCUUUGAUUUUGGUGCUGAAUAUAAUUUUUCUAUUAAUUUAAUAUUCUUAGUUUUAUAUAAACUGCAUCGCUUAUACUAAGUAGUAACUGUGUUUUAAGAUUGACAAAAUUGUCGGUGUGCAGUUUAUGUAAACUAAGAAUAUAAAAUUAAUAAAAAAAUUAUAUUCAGCACCAGGAUCCGCUGCAGAAAUAAGCAAUCUUAGUUUUAUCUUUUUUUAAAGGACUUUUAAGACUUUUAAGACUUUUAUUAAAGAUAGUAAUUGUCUCAAUCUGUAUAACGACAUCGUUGAAUAACAAGCACGCUGUCAUUCGAAACUAUGCAAUUUGAUAUUCUUUAUGUUUAUCAAAACAUUCCAGAAACAUUAUCGCAUUUAUAUAGUCAGCAUCUCAACAAUACGUGUAUUUAAAACACGACGAGGGGCGCGGUCGAGCUUACGAUACAAGAUUUAUCAAAAUACGUAUACACGUAAUAUGCAAUUCCAUUACACUAAGUAAGAUUUAAAAAGCGAGCGAAGAGGAGCGUUCUUUUCUUCGGCAAUUAACGCAUUGACAAAUAUUCGGAUGAUAUAUCUGCGACGAAAGUUGUAAAUUUUUCUUGCAUUUAGUACCAAGUUACGUUGUGAUGCAUUUCUCGUAACAAACAACUUUAGUGAUAUUUGUUCUCGGCGCAAUAUAAAACAUUCCAGGGAGAUUUGUUGGAACGUAAGGAACUGUUCUACACGAUACGAAAUUAACAUUUCAUCGGAUUUCGAAUUAGUGCAAGCUUAUAUGUUUUCGAGAAACCCUGGAUUUCUAAGAAGUUACUUUUCCCAGAGAUUUGUGAUAAAUUCCGCAAAUGAAGCGAAUGUUAAUUCCGUAUUGUUUAAAUUGGUCCAGUUGGGACAAGAAUAGAUUUUUUUAGCAUUUGUAUGUUUAAAUAGAGUGUACUUGUGGUUUUAUCUUAAUUUUCCUACUAGAAAAUAUCGCGACAACAGUUUCGCGAAAAAUUGUAUAAACUUUUGUGCGCUCUGUGCAACUUGAACGAGAGCAAUUUGCGUUAAUUAUAAAUACGCAACGGCAGCUUGAAGAUAUAUUGUAUAUUAAUAAGGAAAUGUACGGUUGUUUUAAAGUUUUAAACGGAUAAUUAAUCAAUUCGAGCUAAAGAACAAUCAUUAUUUAUAAACUGUAAUUUUAUGUACUUUACAAGAUACGGACGGCUACGAAGUAUUAGUUGUAAUAUUAUAUAUUUAGCCCAACUCCCGCGAUUACGUAUAUUAGAACAGUAUUUCCGACAUAAUCUCUCUCCUUUAUCGCAAUCAGUGUAACUAGUCAUUGUAAUUGUAUUUGAAGUUGUACCAUUGUGAUAGCGAUACGAUUCCAUUUUCCUUCGUCUCGUGAUGCGCUAAAUUAGAGAAAACUCUCUAGCGCACGAAUGUACUCGCUUUUUCAGCAUCUCUGUUUCCAGAUAUUUUUUUUUCGUAACUUUUCUCUGUAACUUUGAAGAUUCACGUAUUAUUGAAAAGAAGGAAAACGUUACUGUGCCGCUAUUAAAAUAGUGCCUCUGCUCAAUGAUACGUUCAUUGCGUCGUUCUGUUGUAAUGCACAAUUGGAGAUGUACACGAUUUAUACAUCCAUCUAAGAUACUUCCACCUCUCGAUUAUGCCAAUCGACGAAAGCGUGUCCGAUCGACGGGCGCGUUUACGAAAAUACAUGAGAGGGCAUGUACAGAAUUUAGCAUUUUCGACAUUAAAACGCGAAUUGUAUGUGUCGUAGCACGACAAACACGAUUAAAUAGCCGCGUCUUGCGCAGUUGUCACGCUUCUUUUGUACCUUAUGAAAACAGUGCGUCGCUUCAUGAGUGAUUCGCGCGCGCGUCUGUAGAAAGUAUUCAAAGCGUGAGUCGUAGGUGAAUUACACAAUAUGCAACUGCAUAAGACGCGGCUAGUGCAUUUGCUGUAGGAUUAUUGUGGAACAAAGAUCCCCCUAACGAUCGUUGUACAUAUAAAAGAAAAAAAAGUAAGCGCUAAAUCAUUAUUAUUGUUUAAAUAGAACGACUACUCAUACAUUCCUUAUGCAGCUAAAACGCUAUGUUGUACAAUAUUCACGACACUCCUUCGAAAGAUAUUGACGAUGAAGACUGGAUCUGCUUCGUGGAUAUCUUUGCGCUGCAUUGCACCAAUAAUACGAGUAUAAGCAUUUCAGUACGGGGUAUCAAAUCGAGCGUGUCGAAGAGAAGAGUGAAUCUUUCCGCUGCCUUCCUUCGAUUGAUAUAAUAUACGAGAUAUUAGAAAAACGUUUGUGCUACUCCGUGCUGUGUGCUCUAUGUGCCCUGAAUACAUACGGAUUGCUGAGUAAUAAAAUAGAACGCGACACACGUAAUUUUAAUUUAUUGAUAUUACGAGACGAACGCCUGUCGAAUUUAGUUUGAAUCUGUGAACUAAUCAAAGUUACUUACACUGUUUUUGCGCCGCAAUUCAAAGUAAUCAAAACUUUUCUUAUUUGUACUGUAUCAAUCUCAAAUAGCGUUUAAUGGAGUCAUGGAGUCCUUUUAUCUCUUCUUCAUCGUAAGAACUGCUUCUCGUUUACAUUGUUUUCUCGAAUGACGAUCAUCAGUAUUGUAGAUGUAUGCUGUGCGAUGUACGUGAAAUGUGUUGCAGGAAAGAAAAUUUCUUCGAUGGUUUCGUCGCGAACGAUUCAUUUCGACUGCAAGAAAAAGAAGAAUGAAAAAAAUUAGACACCUAAAAAUAAAUAAAAGAAUUACAAUGCAUCCAAAUCUUUCUUAAGCAAAAAAUUAACGUUUGCAUAAUAACAAGACUUGUAAUAUUAAUUGACUUUUCUCUACGUAUUUGUAGUAACUCUUUAUCUAUUUAAUUAUAUAGACAACAGUCCGAUUUUUCUAUUACUUCUAUUAAUUUUCUCUUUCUCGCAACAUGUUUCAUGAGUAUAUCUUUUUACGCUGUGCGAAGGUAUUUCUGCGGUGCUAAUAUCACGUACUUAAAUAUGUUAAAUAAGUGACACAUAGAAAUUCAAAAUGCUUCCAAGAUAAUCGAGAGAGAGAGAGAGAGAGGAGAGAGAGAGAGAGAGAGAGAGAGAGAGAGAGAGAGAGAGAGAGAGAGAGAGAAUGAAAAGAAAGAAUGAAAGAAAAAAUUUGAUAAAGUGCUAGUGAAUGCUGAUAUUCGAAAAUAAUUGUUCAUAUAUAAAUAUAUGAUAUAAUAAUUUUUAAUUAUACAAGAAUAUGAAAUGUUCGCGGCAGCUAUUGUGUAAUGGCGUAUUCGUCGCCGACAGUGCUAGUCUAAGCUAUAUUUAUUUUUUAUAUAUAUAACAAACACACCUUAGCUAGAGAUUAAAAAGAUAAGAAUCCGAUUUUAUACUUUAUUAGAGAGCAUUUACGAAAUAUGUUUGACUCGUUGGGCAGAACGUGUAUAAGAAACGUGUGUUCAGAAUAAUUCUAUAUAUAUAUAAGAUAAAUUACGUUGUAUCAUAUCAAACGCAACUAAAGUCUAUAUAUAUAUAUAUAUAUAUAUAAAGUCUAUAAAUAUAUCUUACUGUAAAGAAAACUCAAUAAAUUUAUCAUGUAUCGUUCGUAUGACAUAUAUUAAUAACAUUCACCAAUUACAGUAAUUUAUAAUUUCUUUUAAACAACUUUUCGAUACGCAUAAUUCUAGUUUAGAUUUCAGACUUAAAAUUUAUAUAAGAGAAAUAAAUAUCUUCUUUUAGAUGAUUGAUGCUUUCAAUAUUAAAAAUAUUCAAUAUACAAUAUUAAAUAUCUUUUCAUUCUUUUAUUUCCUUUUUCUCUGCCAUUUGUUACGUACAGGACGCGCACUUUGAUACAAGGUAAAUUUAUGAAACUUAUACGAGGAGAAAAAGAGCACACAAAUAUAGAUUACAGACAAAAUGCGAGAUUCUCUCUGAUAUCUGUUUUUACGUAAUACAUAUAUAAGAUAUGUAAUUCACGUUUACAAUGUAGUCCUCAUUAGUUUCGUUAGACCUAACGAGUGGACAUCGCCGGUCAAGCUACUGAAAUAAAAAGAAAUACUCAACCUUGUGGAACAUAUGAUACGACAUAAGAUCCCGUUGCUCUCUGAACUGCUGUUCUUAUAAUGUCGCAUUUAAAACUUGUAAAUAUAUAUACUUUAUCAUGUAACAGAUUAUAUCGCGAUUGCAUGCUGCUUGCGCGAAUUAGCAAAUUGUACAAUAACGACCACGACCAAGACGAUUAAUUGUAAACGAAUUGUUUAAUCGAUGUAUACACAUUCUGCGCUGUGAUAGCCCUUAUACUUGUACGCUUCUGGCGUGUGUAGAAAGUUUAACGUAAUGUAUUUCAUAAAUAUAAAAAAAAACGACUUAACGACGCAGGGCUAUCACAGUUUGAGAUAUAUAUAUUUAUAUAUAUAUGCAAAAUUAGGUUUUUUCCAUCAGAAUUCCGUUGCAAUACAUGAGCUGUAAAAAAUGUAGGACAAUGUAACAGCAAUUUAUCGCAGGCAGUUUAGUUAAGCAUGAAGUAACUUUAUAAAAGUAUGUUAAGCUAAGUGCAAUGUGUUCCACGUGUAUUUAAGUAAGAGAAUAAUGAAUCGCUUUGAUGCGCGCCUUAAAGUAAACGAGAAACAUCGCGAAAAUCCAAAGCUUUUGACGGGAAAUUCUUCAAUGUAUUAUAAUAGCCUUCACGUGGCGAUUUUUCGUGCGAUUUCGGGAAUAUUCACCUUCGGUAUCCGGGAAUCAAUUUUUUUUUACUGAUCUCCCGGGCUUCGAGCGUAAAUCACCAAGCACGACGAGCGAGGUCCCACGCAGGACCGUUUUUAUCUAGCAGGGAGAGAAAUAAUUAUUAUAUAACAGACGAAUGAAUAUUCAUUUCACGAUGGAUCCCCGAGAACUCGAGAUUGUUUAAAAGCAGAAAAAUAUAUCUUAAUAAUAUAUUGUCUUCGAA
Monomorium pharaonis (pharaoh ant) is the source of this 9019-nucleotide messenger RNA. RefSeq names its product mitogen-activated protein kinase kinase kinase 11. Gene Ontology annotation, biological process: protein phosphorylation. The coding region runs from base 25 to 3600 and encodes 1191 amino acids. The record is from RefSeq and is a predicted model, not a curated record. NCBI's taxonomy places the organism in Eukaryota, Metazoa, Arthropoda, Insecta, Hymenoptera, Formicidae. The transcript is spliced from 14 exons. Gene Ontology annotation, molecular function: protein binding; ATP binding; JUN kinase kinase kinase activity.